This is a messenger RNA of Dictyostelium discoideum AX4, 3459 nucleotides long. RefSeq lists its product as hypothetical. The record is from RefSeq and is a predicted model, not a curated record. Bases 1 to 3459 code for a protein of 1152 amino acids. NCBI's taxonomy places the organism in Eukaryota, Evosea, Eumycetozoa, Dictyosteliales, Dictyosteliaceae. The transcript has a single exon.
AUGAAUAAUAAUGAAAUUCUAUUUUGGAAAGUGUUUCACAACAAAUAUUUAUUUAAUUUAAUAUUUGAAAUCAUGGAAAACAGUGAAUUAUUCAACAACAAUGAAAUCAAUUUUUUAUUUGAUAAAGAUAAAAGAAUUAAAUUUAAAUAUAUUUAUAGUUUAAAAUGGAUGAUUAAAAAUAACCAAUUUCAAUUAUUAAAAUCAAAAUUAAUAAAUGAUGAAUAUGUUUUUAUUACCUACUCUAGUAUCAGGCAUUUAAUCGAACUCUAUUUAAUUAAUGAAAGUGAAUAUAAUGGUAAUAAUAAUAUUCAAUUAUUAAGAAAGGAAGAAUAUUAUUCUAAUUAUAAUAUAUAUAAUAUCUCUAUUAAAAUUGAAUUAUUUAAAGAAAUAUUACAAUUAAUACUUGAAAAAAGAGAUUAUAAAUCAUUAGAUGAUGAUAAAAUAAUCCAAUUAGCGUUAUACCAUGGUAGUUAUGAAGUUAUUAAAAUAUUAUUUGAAUCCUUAAAUUAUAUUAAUAAUAAAAAUAAUAAUAAUAAAAAUUAUAAUAAUAAUAAUAAUAAUAAUAAUAAUAAUAAUAAUAAUAAUAAUAAUAAUAAUAAUAAUAAUAAUAAUAAUAAUAAUAAUAAUAGUGGUGAUGAUGAUAAUACUAAAAUAAAUAAAGAUAAAACUUUUGAAUCAUAUACUAUGGAAUCAUGGAAUGGAGAUGGUUUUUAUGGUUUCAACAAAAUGAGUAUGACUGGAAACAGAGUUCAUGGUAUUACAUUAGAGAAUAUUAUGUUAGACCAUCUUAUAUUAAUAGGUCAACAACAAGAACAACAACCAAAUCAAUUUAAUGAAUAUGUUUCAUUUUUCAUAAAUAAUAGGAAUUGUAAAAAAAGGAUUGGUGCAAAAUUAGCAAUAGAUUUAGAAAAAUUAGAAGUUUCAACAAAUUUCAAAACAAAUUAUAAAUUAUUAGAUUAUAUCAAAAUCAUAUUUGAUAAAGAAAUUGAAAAUUUUAAUAAUAACAAUAAUAAUAAUAAAGAUAAAUUAGAAAUAUUAUUUGAAUGUAUUAAAUUAUAUAGGGGAGAACAUCCACCAUUAGAAUCAUUAUUAAAACAAAAUGAUGAUGAAACUAUUCAAGAAUUAUUAAAACAAUUAAUCAUUUUAUCAAAAUCAAAAACAUUAUUUGAAUUAUAUUUAUCAAAAUAUCAUGAUAAUAUAGGUGAUGAAUUAAUUUCAAUUGAUAAUUUUAAAGAAAUUGCAAUCGAUUAUUGCCUUUACAAUUACAUACCAUCAAUAUUUAAACAAAUUGACUUCACCAUAUAUCAUUUAAAAGUUUACCAUGGCAAUAACAAUAAAGCAAAUAAAAUAAUAUCAAAUUUAAAAAGAUCAAUCGAAUUCUUAAGACUCCUUAUAUCAAAAAUAAAUUAUAACCAUUGUUUGAAUGAAGAAGAAGAAGAAGAAAAAGAAGAAGAAGAUGGUGAUGAUGAUAAUGAUUAUGAUGAAGAAGAAGAAGAAGAAAAAGAAGAAGAAGAAGAAGAAGAAGAAGAAGAAGAAGAAGAAGAAGAAGAAGAAGAAGAAGAAGAAGAAGAAGAAGAAGAAGAAGAAGAAGAAGGAAAUCUAUAUAUUAAAGAUACAAUUUUAAAUAUAAUGUUACAAACUGAUAAAUCAACAUAUGAAGAAUUAUAUAGUUUCAUACCAAAUAAAUAUAAAAAUAAUUUACCAUUGCACUGGAAUCCAAUUUUAUCAAGUAUUGGUAAUUGUAAUGUACUUUCAAUUGCUAAAGAUAUUGAAACAAUAAAUUUGCUUAGUAAUUGGAUAGAAGAUAUGGACUAUAAAUUAUAUAAAAUUAAUACAAUUGAUUUUUAUUAUGAUUCGGUUGAAUUAUCAAAUUAUUUUAUAAAAUUACAUUCAAUAACAAAAAAUUCAAAUGGCUUUUAUUUUGUACCAUUUUUAAAGGCAUUUGCUGAAAGUAAUAUCAAUGAUUUUAAAUAUUUUGACUCUUUGGGUCUUAAAAUUGGAAAUUAUUUACAUAAAGUACUAUUUUCUUUAAAUAAAAGAUUAUUAAAUGAAGAUGAUGAAUUAAUAUACCAAGAAUAUAAUACAAUGUUCAAUUUUAUAUUAGAUAGUCAAAUGGGUGAUCCUUCUAAUGAUCUUUACAAAUUAGUUGAAUAUAUAGCUAACAAUGGUUAUUAUAAAGAUGAUCAAUAUAAUAAUAGAACCAAUUCAAAUGAACAUAUAAAGUUUAAUCUCUCAAAAAUUAAAAUCAAUUUAAAUAAAGAAUUAAUUAAAGAUUUAUUAUCAAAAACAUUAAAUUAUAAUUUAUCAUCAAAAACAUUAAAUUAUAAUUUAUCAAGAUUGGUUGUCGAGAAUUUAAUCUUUACAAAUAAAGAGUUGGAUUUCAAUAUAAAAUCAAAUAAAUAUGACCCAUUAUUUAUUAAUUUAAUAAUUAUUCAAAUAAAUAAAUGUAGAGAAAUAAUUAAAAUAAAUAAUAAUAAUAAUAAUAAUAAUAAUAAUAAUAAUAAUAAUAAUAAUAAUAAUAAUAAUAAUAAUAAUAAUAAUAAUAAUUAUAAUAAUAAUAAUAAUAAUAAUAAUUAUAAUAAUAAUAAUAGUAUUGAAGACUCUUUUAAAACACAGCAAGCAAAUUUAAAAAUUUAUUUAAGAUUAUUAGAAGUUUUAUUUUAUUGUAAUUUUAGAAAUUAUGAAAAAGGAGAGGAUUUUGAAAUAAUUAACCAAAUGUAUGAUGUUUUAAUUGAAAAUCAAUAUGAAUUUCAAAUUGAAAAUAAACAAUUAAAACUAUUCUUAAUAUUUAAAAGAUCACCAAUAUUGUAUGAAUAUUUAAAAGAUAAAGGAGAUAUUCAUAAAACAAUUAAAAAAACUAUUAAAACAAUAUCUUUAGAAUUCAUUCAACAAUCACCAUUUGAUGAUUUAAUUGAUUCGGUUAUAUAUCGUCCAUAUAAAGAAGAAGUAGAAAUAUUUGGUUACUCAAAAUGUCAGGGAGUUAUUCAACGUAAUUUACAACUAUUCAUUUUACUAAAAAGAAAAGAUUUAUUUUUAAAAGAGUUGGAAUUAAUUGGUUCAGGUGGUAAAGAAGAAUUGAAUUUUCCAAAAUUUAUAAUUAAAUGGUGCUGUCUUAAUUUAGAAUUAACAUCAAUAAAUUAUAUAUUUAAAGUAAUCAAGAGUGAAAAGUCUUUAAAUGAGGAUUUUUUUUUUAACUAUUACAGGCCAACUAAAAUAUCAGAAUUUUGUCUAGUAUCAUUACAAUUGGGUAAAAUUGAAAUUACAAAAUUAUCAUUCACAAUUUUAAAUAAUUAUUUUACACAUUUUAGUUCAUAUGUACAAGAGUACUAUCAAAAUUUUAAAGACCAGGUUGAAAAUUAUAGCGAACAUGAUUAUUUAAUCAACAGAAAUUCAUUAGCCGAACUACUACAUGGCAUUAUUGGAGGAUUAAAGCAAGCUAAAGAGUAUGCCUAUAUGUAA